CAUGAACGACUGGCUACAAAUUGCUUGAAAUGAGCUAACAUUCGUUGAAUGUGAUUCGUGUGAUACGGUUGAUUUCCACGAAACGGGCUUAAAUUAAUCGAAUAAAACGAAGAACAAUUCUCAGUGCAGUUUCUCUUUUUUUCUUGUGGAUUUUUUUUUUAAAUUUAACGCAACCUGUUACUCCAAGCAAGAAGAAGAAGAAGAAGAAGAAAAAAAGUGUGAACGCAAUUACAAAACUAAAAAUAGCCGCGCAAAACAAUCAUAAUAAGAUAAUUUACUUUAAAUACAAAAAUAAUAAUGGCUGAGCUGCAAGUUCAAGGCGCAGAGAUUCAAGACGCAGAGAUUCAAGGCGCAGAGAUUCAAGGCGCAAGUGAGAAAGAAGAAGAGAUUAAUGAAAACCAAAACGAAAUAGAUCAAAUCGGAAAUAUGGUUCAUGCCAAUGACCAUUUCGCGGGUCUACCUCGAAUGGAAGCUCUAGUUCGAAUCGCAAAUAUCCCACUCGUUGAAACUGGCGUUAAAACAGCCGGCAAGGUUUAUUAUAAUCUAAAGCAACGUAAUGGAUUACUUACAUGGAGUUUUAACACGGCCGAAGGGGUUAUAUUUGCUGCUGUUGAGACCGUACGACCAGCAGUAAAAAUAAUUGAAGGUCCAUUGCAUCGCAUCGAUCAAAUUUUAUGCAAUAGCUUGGAUAUUGUUGAACAACGGGUUCCAUCUAUCUAUUUGCCACCACAAAUGAUGUUUAACAAUACCAAAGAAUAUAUGACGGAUCAUUUGGUGCAGCCAGUGUUGAAAGGUGGUUCAAUGAAGCAUCUGGGAACAGCCGUGCUCGAUAGUCCGUUGUCAGCAUAUGCAGCUGAUCGUAUCGAUGGUGCAAUUAACGUUGCUGAUAAAUAUGUCGAAAAAUACUUACCAUCCGAGGAUCAGAUUGAUUCUGCUAUAAGUGAGGAUGAUAAUGAAAGUAAGCCGAUUCAUACAUUUCACAAAAGUCAAAGGUUUUCUCGAAAGUUGAAGCGUCGUUUGACACAACGCACUAUUCUCGAGGCCCGAGCAUUGAAAAAGCAAAGCAAAGAAGCUAUCCAUAUUUUGAUUUAUGCCGCUGAAUUGAUUGCAACUGAUCCAAAAUUGGCACUCGAGAAAGCUCGUGAAUUAUGGGGAUACCUAAGCAAAGACGAACCGGAAAAUCAAGCCAGACCACAAACCAUUGAAGAAUUGUUGGUUUUGAUCACUAGAGAAUCGGCACGUCGCAUGGUACAUUUGAUCAAUUAUACAGGAAACACCGCAACGAAACUACCAAACAAUGUUCGCGAUCUUCUUCAUCACUUUCUUUACGCUGCUGACUCACUGAUAAGAACUGCACACUUGGAAAAGGCCAAAUCGACCGCUGUCAAUGAAGCAUACGGAAUUAUCGCCAAAGUUUCGGUGUUGUACACUUUUUUGCAAACGUACUCAUCAAGUGCAUUGGAGCGUUUGGCAUACAUUUUGGCCGGUCGAAUGAAAAAGAGCAACGGAACACCAACUUACGUGAAUUCGGUUAAGCCAAACAAGUCGAAACAAAAUACACGCCACGUUGGAAAUAAUUCAUCGCGCACCCCAUCAACUGUCGCCGGUGCUGCUGUCGCCGCCAACAACAAUCCAUCCUCCACAGUAAUCAAUCCAAAUGGACUUUCGACCUACUGAAUAUAUGUCAUUUCACUGAUAUUAUUUUUUAUUCUCUUCAUUUUUAGAAAAUAAGUCUGAUAAGUCUAACGAAUUUUAUAAACGUUAAAUACUUUAUGUAUGUGUAGCAUUGUCCGAUAUUCACUUUUAUCUAUGUUUUAAAAGUUGGCGAAACAGUUGACUAACAACUAACUAUUUUCAAAAAAAGAAAAAGAAAAAGUAAGAGAAAAAUUGAAGUUGAAGAACAAACCUUUUGAUGCGUGAUUUGGUAUUACUCCGGCGACAACACUAACACAAUAUACAAUUAAAAAAAAACGAAACAUUCAUUUGAUCAAAUAGCUAAAGCGACAGUUAAUUAGACAUUUGAAUCAAUGGUAAUCAAUCGAAUUAAAUAACAAAUAGUUAAUUAAAAACAAAAACAGUUAAAGUAGGUUCAAGUACAAAGUUUAGCAACAGGGUGCAUAAAUACUUCUUUUUUUGAUUAAAUGACUUCAUCUAAAGGUUUUUUUUCUUGAGCUAGUUACUAUAUGGAACACUUUUUUUUGUACUAGAUUUAGAUAUUAUUUCCGUACUGUGCAGUUUUUUUUCAUCAUUUUUGUAAUAACAAAAAUAUUUUUAUUAAAGAUAAUCCAAGAAAAUAA
Messenger RNA from Contarinia nasturtii (swede midge), 2297 nucleotides. RefSeq names its product lipid storage droplets surface-binding protein 1 (gene Lsd-1). Lineage: Eukaryota; Metazoa; Arthropoda; Insecta; Diptera; Cecidomyiidae. The transcript has 9 exons. Gene Ontology annotation, biological process: lipid storage; positive regulation of triglyceride storage. Gene Ontology annotation, cellular component: cytosol; lipid droplet. Bases 298 to 1677 code for a protein of 459 amino acids. The record is from RefSeq and is a predicted model, not a curated record.